AAAACAUUCUUUUGCUAAAUUGGAAUAUGAGAUGUGGGAAUAGAAUUUAAUCCCCAAUUCCCCAAUUUCACGAAAUUAGGGUUUUCGCCAUUGGAGCAUGGAGGCAAGUUCUCAUUACUGAUGAACAGCUGAAUUGGAGUAAAAUGCAGCAACUUGAUCAAGUGAAGGAGAAGCCUGUUCCUCUGAAUAUGGGAGAAGUGAACUUUUCCCAAGCUGAGGAUGUACGGUUGGAGACUACACGGGCUAGAUUCUCGAAUCUCCUUAAGCGGCAUGCAGAAUUAACAGAGCGACUUUCUAGGGAUUCUGAUAAAUCUGUUUUUGAGCGUUUACAAAGAGAAUUUGAAGCUGCACAUGCUUCUCAAACUCAAGAAAUAUGUUUGGAUGGUGAGCAAUGGAAUGAUGGGUUAUUAGCUACAAUAAGAGAGCGGGUUCACAUGGAGGCUGAAAGAAAGGCAAUUCUACAGCAAGGGGAUGCUGCUUCAGCGCCCAAUUUACCUUUUCAUGAAAAAAUAACUUACAGAGUUGGAAAUAAAAUGAUCUGUUGUUUAGAUGGACCAAGGAUUGGCGUUCAAUAUGCGACCUCAUUUGCUGGAGAACCUUGUGAGAUGUUCCAUUGUGUUCUUGAAAGCAAAUCGUUUCUUGAGAAAAUGACAGUUCUUGAGCACACAAUACCAUUUUUCUUGCCGAUACGAGAAGCAGAAAAUGAUUAUCUCUCUUCAAAUGCAAUGAAGUUCAUAGAUUACGUUGGGGACUUGCUGCAGGCCUAUGUUGAUAGACGAGAGCAGGUUCGCCUUAUUAAAGAGUUGUAUGGAAAUCAAAUAGGAGAACUUUAUUGCAGUCUUCCAUAUCAUAUGAUUGAAUUUGUGCUCGCAGAUUUCGAUUGCAAAGUGAUAGUCAGCACUAGAUAUGGGGAACUCGUCUCUACGCUUCCUUCAACCAUCAAUGUCCUUGCUUGGCCGAUGCACCAACAUAAGAAACUCCGGACUUCUGUAGCACCAUUCAGCAGGAAGGAAAGCCAUGGCAAUCAACUAGUUCCCGCCCGACUAGCACAUGCUGAGGAUGCAUUGCGUUCAAUGAGUCUACCCGAAGCUUUCGCAGAGAUCGUUCUGAGCAUGCCGAAAGCUCUUGAAGAAGCAUUUCCGGAUCAAAGCGUGAAUUCCCGUGUUUCCUCGCAGUAGAGGUGGAUGGAUGGCAUCAUGCAUAUAUAUUAGUAAAGGAUGAUACAUUAUUUACUAUCCCUUCUCACCUUCCUACAGUUUUCGGGGAAGAAACAGUUGCUCGAUCGGAUCAUAUCAAGUUGAGGCCAUUAGUUUCGACACAGUUUGAUGAAUACUUACCUUUUACCAGAUGAGGGCAGAGUCUCUGUUUUCUGUUGUUAGGCAUAGUUUUAUCCAAAAAUGUGAGGUCAGGCUAGACUGCAGGAGGAUUUUGUGAAUUUUCAUUUGUGUGUAGUGUUGUGCUCCCUUUGUAUAUCAAUAAUUCAACAUCAUGAUUUGCUCCCUUUUUAAA
Molecule: messenger RNA, 1509 nt
Organism: Salvia hispanica
Lineage: Eukaryota; Viridiplantae; Streptophyta; Magnoliopsida; Lamiales; Lamiaceae
Cellular component (GO): Mis6-Sim4 complex; kinetochore
Source: RefSeq, a predicted model, not a curated record